This is a messenger RNA of Canariomyces notabilis, 1038 nucleotides long. RefSeq lists its product as uncharacterized. Gene Ontology annotation, cellular component: cytoplasm. The record is from RefSeq and is a predicted model, not a curated record. Bases 368 to 1021 code for a protein of 217 amino acids. Gene Ontology annotation, biological process: N-acetylglucosamine metabolic process. The transcript is spliced from 2 exons. Lineage: Eukaryota; Fungi; Ascomycota; Sordariomycetes; Sordariales; Chaetomiaceae.
GCCUGCCAGACAGACCGGGCAGCUUCCGUCUGCGAAGCAUGUCUCCGAUAAACGGCAGUUCGCAAUGCCGCGAUUCGUACCCCUGCAUUCGCUCAUGCAUGUCUCACCGUCUUGCUGCUUACUCAGACAGCCUCGUAGUGGCAUAGUUGCUCUGGCCGUCGCAAAGCCAGUUUUGAUGCAUCGUGUCAAGUUCCAAUCCGUUCAAUCGUUCACUUCUUUCGUUUUUCCGCCGCAGAUCUGCAGUGUUAAGAAACCGUCAUCUUUGAGGUAUUGCCGCCGGCUCUUGAGCUACCGAACUUCCACCAAGUCUCUGCGAUGACCCCACCACCACCACCAACGUACUACAGUAUCGGGUAAAGACAUCCAAAUGGGAGAAAACACUACCCAGGAGGCCCCGUUUCCUCUCACUGAGGUGGAUAAGUGGGUGCUUUCCCAAACCGACGACGAAUUCACAUACCACACCUGGGAUGAACUCCGCAAUCUACUUCAAAACAAUGAGCUCUACCUCCUCAAGAGAAAGCCGUCCGAUCUUCGGCGGUAUAUGGAAUGGACUGCCAAAACAAAGGCCGAGUACGGCAGCAUGACCGACUACCUCGUGGCUCACCGCUUGCCCAAGGCCUGGGGGCCGCCGCCCUUUACGCCGGCCUCCGAAACACCGUUUGCCGACCCGUCCGACUACCGGGUGCUGGUCAACGACUGGCCCUACGGCUUCGCGCCGGGCAUCGCGCACAUUGUCGUGUGGUCCCGGACCCGGAUCCCGACGGAUGCCGAGGUCGGCGACCUGACGCCCGAGAGCAGGGAGACGGUGGCGCAGUUCGUAAAGCGGUAUUUUGUAGACAGCCUCGGACCUGGUGGCGAGGACAGGGUCAUGUGGUUCAAGAACUGGGUGGCGCUGCAGAGCGUGCGGACGGUGGACCACAUACACGUCCUGGUGAGGGAUGUCGAGCCGGCCGUGCUGCAGGAGUGGACGAGAGAGCGCGAAUGGCAUCGGGCCCCAGUAGAUGGUCAAUCUGACGCCUAAGAAAUAGACAUUUGGAA